AGCCUGAUCCUAUUCACCCUCCUGUGUUGGCAGCUCAGAUAACCUUUAAGGAAUGCAGAAGAUGAUGCCAGAAUUAUUUUGGGUAACGAUUCAGAUGUUAAAAUAGUAGAAAACGUUGCAGGGUAGAUUACCAAGGAGAAAGCAGACAGUUGUGCUGUCAGCCUACAUGUAGCUCCAGGGCAGAGAGACCACGAAAAGCAACGAUUCCAGUCGAGGCUAGAGAGAGGAAUGUAAUUCAUGAAAACACAGAGAAGAGGCCCGGAGGAGGUUGUAAAAGCUGAGCAUCCAGAUAUGCCCAAAGGCUUGAGCUGCCUGGGGAGGCCUGAGGGGGCAGGCGGGAGGUACGAGACCCCCCCGGCUUCUGAGCUCCAUCGUCUGCUGUGGACAAAGAAAGGGACCAACAAACAUCUGGAUGAGGCUUAUCUAAGGAUCUAUAUCGGAGACAUGCACGCAGCCAAAGACAAGAGGACACUUCUGGCUCACCACAUCACUCAUGUGCUAAACGCUGCUGAUGGCAAGUUCAACGUGAACACGGGGCCCAGCUACUACAGAGACACCAAAAUCACUUAUCACGGAGUGGAAGCUUUUGACAUGCCAACCUUUGAUUUGAGCCCCUUCUUUCACCCAGCUGCUAAUUUCAUCAAGACUGCUCUGAGUUCGCCAACAGGAAAGGUGUUGGUCCACUGUGCAAUGGGGCUCAGCCGCUCGUCCACCCUGGUCCUGGCCUACCUGAUGAUCCACGAGCACAUGACUCUGGUGGAUGCCAUCAAAGCCAUCAGCACCAACAGGAAUGUUUCACCUAACGAGGGUUUCCUGGAGCAGCUCAGAAAUCUGGACAAAAAGCUGCACUGCCAGGGAUGAUAAUCAGACUUGAUUCAUUUUUGAUUAUACUCGCUGCUUCCUGCCAGUAUCAGCAGGUGCAGCGUUUAUUGCAAAGAGAAAAUGAGUGUAAAAUGUAUUUUAAUUGUGUUUACUUAAAUAAAUAAAUUCCAUUUUUGUGUAACAAACA
Messenger RNA from Cololabis saira (Pacific saury), 1009 nucleotides. Its product is annotated as dual specificity protein phosphatase 13B-like. Gene Ontology annotation, biological process: protein dephosphorylation; negative regulation of MAPK cascade. The coding region runs from base 238 to 861 and encodes 207 amino acids. The transcript has 5 exons. Lineage: Eukaryota; Metazoa; Chordata; Actinopteri; Beloniformes; Belonidae. Gene Ontology annotation, cellular component: cytoplasm. The record is from RefSeq and is a predicted model, not a curated record. Gene Ontology annotation, molecular function: MAP kinase phosphatase activity; protein tyrosine/serine/threonine phosphatase activity.